CGGGUCCCCGCAGCCCGCACGCCCUCGUCAUUGGUGGAGACAGAGGGGGGGUCACCCCCGGGGGGCGAAUGGUACAGUCCUCCGCCCGCGCUCUAGCCCGGCCCAACGCGAGUGAGCGAGCCCCCGCGCAGCCGCCGCUGACCGUGGAGCCCCAAGCCCAGUCCAGGACGGCGAUGGAGGGAGUGAGCAGCCACCGCACCCUGUCCUACAGCCGCUGGAGCUACGAUAGUGUCCUAGAUGAUGAGGGCAGCAACCUGAGGCAGCAGAAGCUUGACCGGCAGCGGGCCCUGUUGGAGCAGAAGCAGAAGAAGAAGCGCCAGGAGCCUCUGAUGGUGCAAGCCAAUGCAGAUGGGCGACCCCGGAGCCGGCGGGCCCGACAGUCAGAGGAGCAAGCCCCCCUGGUGGAGUCCUACCUCAGCAGCAGUGGCAGCACCAGCUACCAAGUUCAAGAGGCCGACUCACUUGCCAGUGUGCAACUGGGAGCCACCCGUCCACCAGCACCAGCCUCAGCCAAGAAAACUAAGGCAGCAGCUGCAUCGGGGGGCCAGGGUGGGGCCCCUAGGAAGGAGAAGAAGGGAAAGCAUAAAGGCACCAGCGGGCCGACAACUCUGGCAGAAGACAAGUCUGAGGCCCAAGGCCCAGUGCAGAUCCUGACUGUGGGACAGUCAGACCACGCCAAGGAUGCAGGGGAGACAGCAGCCGGUGGGGGCUCACGGCCCACCGGGCAGGACCUCCGUGCCACGAUGCAGAGGAAGGGCAUCUCCAGCAGCAUGAGCUUCGAUGAGGAAGAGGAGGAGGAUGAAAACAGCUCUAGCUCCUCCCAGCUAAACAGCAACACCCGCCCUAGCUCUGCCACCAGCAGAAAGUCCGUCAGGGAGGCAGCCUCAGCCCCCAGCCCAGCAGCCCCAGAGCCACCAGUGGAGAUUGAGGUCCAGGAUCUAGAGGAGUUUGCUCUGAGGCCAGCCCCACAGGGGAUCACUGUCAAAUGCCGUAUCACUCGGGACAAGAAGGGGAUGGACCGGGGCAUGUACCCCACCUACUUUCUGCAUUUAGACCGUGAGGACGGCAAGAAGGUAUUCCUCCUGGCGGGAAGGAAGAGAAAGAAGAGCAAAACUUCCAAUUACCUCAUCUCUGUGGACCCGACAGACUUGUCUCGGGGAGGCGACAGCUAUAUUGGGAAAUUGCGGUCCAACCUGAUGGGCACCAAGUUCACUGUUUAUGACAACGGCGUCAACCCUCAGAAGGCAUCGUCUUCUACGCUGGAAAGUGGAACGUUGCGGCAGGAGCUCGCAGCUGUGUGCUAUGAGACAAAUGUCCUAGGCUUCAAGGGACCUCGGAAGAUGAGUGUGAUUGUCCCGGGCAUGAACAUGGUGCAUGAGAGAGUCUGUAUCCGUCCCCGCAAUGAGCAUGAGACACUGCUAGCACGCUGGCAGAACAAGAACACGGAGACCAUCAUUGAGCUGCAAAACAAGACGCCGGUCUGGAAUGAUGACACACAAUCCUAUGUACUCAACUUCCAUGGGCGCGUCACACAGGCUUCUGUGAAGAACUUCCAGAUCAUCCAUGGCAAUGACCCGGACUACAUCGUCAUGCAGUUUGGCCGGGUAGCAGAAGAUGUAUUCACCAUGGAUUACAACUACCCACUGUGUGCACUGCAGGCCUUUGCCAUUGCAUUGUCCAGCUUUGACAGCAAGCUGGCCUGCGAGUAGAGGCCUCCUCUGCCUUUAGGGUGGCCCGGUCUGGAGUGGAGCUUGCCUGCCCGCCGAGACAGCUCUGCCUCCCCUCUGUUAAUAGGCCCUCAGCGGGCUUUCUGGCCUUACCAACCAGAAACUGGCGCUCUGCCUCUGCUGCUGAAGCAGGGGGAUAGCAAAUGGGUAUGAAGGGAAAAGAGUAUUUCUGCGCCCCAAGGUCACACACAUAACCAACCUUGGGUCAGUCCCCACCACAGUUGUGUUUACCACACAGGGCAGCCUCUUCAGCUGGCGGUACAGUGGAAGGGGAAGCACAGCAGGGCUGCUGUGGCCCAGCCAUCCACUCAGCCUACAAGUCAGAGGACAGCGGGUAUCCCAGGAGGUAGGGGUACAGUGAGUGCAUGUGUAUGUAUAGGGCACGUAAGUUUUACGUAGCAAAGGGCCUGGUGGUCAGCAGAAAGUGCUCCCACCUCAGAAGGGGUUAUCAAGCCUACGGGAAGUUGGGAGUGGGGCUAGGUGAGUGGCAGGACCCUGCUAGGCUUUCAGGGGCCUGGCUGUGCGAAUUAGCCGGUGGCUUACAGUGGUAGCUCAUUGGUUGCUUCCAGAAGCAAGAACCCAGCUCUCAAGGCCAAAUAUCUGAGUGGAUGGGGGUUACAGGAGUCCUCCAGUAGGCUCCCCUACAUUAGGGCUCUCCGAUGUUGAACAGCCCCAGCACAACUCCUAGGACACACGUGUAGGGAGGUUACCAUGCUUCAGAAGAACGUCCUCUCCGGAAGACACAACUCCCAUUGUUGCCAGCAUGCCCAGAUCACUGAGGGCAUUCUUAGGGGGAAUGGAACGUGGUACUUUAGGGCCACUGGAGCUCAGUAAGAGAUAGUAUGGCUCACCAAAAGCAAUGCUGAUCCCUGAGAAUAUGGGACUCUCUUGGUUACCUAACUGGUUAAUGGCGUAGUUCAGAACCUCAAAUUCCUUUGUUCCUACUGUUACCCAGAAAUUAGACUCUGGCCUUCUGGGGUCCAUUCUGCAUACCCUUUCCUUUCCCAUUUCCAGAGACUUAGGACCUCGGAGUCCAUAUCUAAGAUUGAAAACCUUUCAGUAGGGCAUCAGGCAGUUCCCUGUAGAAAGCUGUCUGUUUGGAUCUGAUCUGUGCCUGGCCCUCUCUGAGGACUUCAGGCUGUGCACAGACCUCAGCAGGGCCAUUGCACACUUUGUGGCUGGCAGCCUCGGUUCAGGGGCUGGGUCUGGACAUUCCCUCCACUGCCACUUUUCCUCGGAUGGCACCAUUCAUCUGGUGGGCUUGGGAACGCCAAGCCUUGCCUGUCAUUUGCAAGCUCCUUACCUAGAUGGGUAAGAAGCCAGUGGGAAGCAACGAACGUUUAGACAUUGCUUUAAAACAGAUAUGCUCAGAAUGGCUAAGUAGAAACUUAAAAAGUAAAGUCAUGCUUUGAAUAUGUAAAACAGGUAAGGAAGCUGGAUUGAAGUCAAUGGAAAUAUUAUUUAUGAAAAAAAAAACCCUGGAUUUUCCUAUUUCCUUCUAAGCAAGGUACAACUGCUACAGCAGGACCUGACACAGCUGAGCCAUACAUCUCCGUGAGAGGACCUUCCAGUAAGUUAGCCUUUGUUUACAGUCUAGUUUCUAGAGAGCACCCGGACUUCCGUGCUGGGGCUGGCCUAUCUCCCGAUGAAAGAUUACAGUGCCAUCUAUCUCCUUACAUUGCUGUGAUUGCCCUCCCUCCCUCCCUCCCUCCCUCCCUUGAUAAGGAGAAAUCUGACGUUAGAGCGGUGGGAACCAGACCAUCAAUCUAAUCAAGCUCUUUCUCUGGGAUGACAGUUUUAAGGUUGAACAGGCUGACUCUGGAGUCUGGUGGGUGGAAGAGACCCUGGUGGUAGCGGUGGAACUGGAAGCACAAUGGAGAACUCUUUGCCUCCGCUCUCUGCUUUAGCACACAAAAGGGGGUGUUGGCUACCUGAAUAUAAAUUUGGUUGCACCAGGAAAUAGGCCCACUAUGGAGAAAGGUAGCCUCAGCACAAGACCCGUUGUUGGGCACUGAGUGACAAGAGCAGUUGAGUCACCUGCUUCAGACCAGCCUUGGGACUCGGCUCCUGGUGACAUUGCCUUUUCUUGAGCACAGGCCCAUGGACCUCAACUACCGGGGCCCUGGGGUCACCUGGGUUCAGCCUCUCCCAUAGUAACGUUUUCUUACCUUUCACACCCUCUCCUCCUAGCUGGUCCUUGGCUAGGCAGCUGAUUGAUGUGGGAUGAGUGAACAGUCCGUAAGAGUGCGGGGCAGCUAGAACCUUAGGCAGCUCCUCUGUAUGCUACUGGCUCUCUACCCUAAAACUCUCCACCCUCUGCUCCAAAACACUUCCUCUACAGAGUGGUGAUGUUAGCUUCCCCAAGUCCGAGUCUCGCUUUUUCUGUCCUGGCUCCAAGGUGCUCUGUGUCUGUAUGUGUGUGUGUGUAUGUGUGUGCGUGUGUGCACAUGUGUCUAGAGGAAAGGGCAAUCUGCAAUCAACCAACAGAAGUUUAAGAUCAUGCUUGAGUAGGAAAAUAAGGAGGCAGUUGUGACCACUGUGGAUUAUGUUCCUUCUUUCCAUACUUUCUUCCAUGGUCCCAAGCAGGAGACUAUCGAGGAAAUGUAGUGUCGGUCUCACUGGAGGAGGAGCUGAGAUGGUGUAGUGAUGGUGCCUUAACAACCUUGACACUAAGAGGAAGCAGGUCAGGUUCAUGCCUAUGGGAAGACAGGUGUUGGGAGCCAAGAUGUGUGAUGACAGGCUGGAAGAGAACUGGUAAACCUCCCUUCUUCACUGAUGAGCAACAACAUUGUAGAAGUGGUUUAUUUUUUUCCUUCUUUUUGGAUAUGGCAAGGUAUUUGCCUCCGAACUUUAUCUAGAAGCAGUUUCUAAGUUUGAGCAUAGGGAUGACUGCUCUGAUGGGGUCUGCAGGGAGGAGCUACGUCCACAGCUCUGCUCUGCAAGCACAACACCCAUCUCCUUGGUGGACAGCCUGCCUUCCCCUCAGUAACAGCCCUGGCCUUCCCUUCUCUGUACUCCUUGCCCCAGCUGUGAUACCCUCAUGGGACUUCAGGAUGCCAGGUGCCAUCAAAGCAUGCUUUCUGUGGUGCCUAGCACUGUGACUGGGGCCCAACUGCCCUGCAGAGUUGGGACCUUACACUGCCCUAGGCUCUGGCUAGUAGACCCGCUCUAGUCUCCAGAACAGGUUAUGGGAUGGAUCCUUACUUUAGUUUAUGGCCACUUGCCCUUAUUCACGUCCAGCCUGCAAUUUUUUGUCAUUUCAAGAUCUUAAGUACUGGGAUGCAUUUGGGUUUUCAGCACAGAGGUAACUUGGUCCAGGAGUAUACAACUGCAUUUAUAGCAGCUAGCGCAUUUGAACAAACUACAUAUUCCUGUGUCUGUCUCCUUAACUGCAAGCUAAAGAUGCAGGCCUGUCAAAGCUUGGUUAGUGAAGGUUACCCCUUGCUCUCAUCACGACCUUUCCUAGCUCAUCACUGUGCCUUCUUUCUUCCCUAAGAAAGAUACUGCACCCCUCUUCUCUGUUCUCCUGCCCCUCCUCCCCCACUAAGGUCCAGGUAGAGCUGGAGACGAGGCUGAAAUUUAGGGUCUUCUAUAGAGCACCUCAGAGUAGCAUAGACGGGGAGCCCAGCUCCAGCUUGGUGAGGACAGGCAUUUCUCUUGCUGGGAGCACACUUAGCCAGUUUUCACAACGCCUAGAACAUGUAUGUCGAUUUGUCGAUUUGCACAUGAUUGUCUUUUCCUAUUUUGGAGUGGUCAGACAUUUUAUUUUUGUUUAAAAUUAUCUGGAGUUUUAGACAAACUUGCAAAACUGUGCUUUUAUUAAGUGACUUUUUGAAUAAACUUUUUGGUAUUCGGAAGCAAAUGUAUUUAUUUAUUGUAUGUGCAAUGACAAACUUGGUAUUUUCCCAUAAUGGCAUUAUGUAUGUUGUAGAAUGUAGUGUUUGUCUAAGUACAGACAUGUAUCAACACAUUAAACUUGAACUGUUUGA
Molecule: messenger RNA, 5716 nt
Organism: Myodes glareolus (Bank vole)
Lineage: Eukaryota; Metazoa; Chordata; Mammalia; Rodentia; Cricetidae
Gene: Tub
Product: TUB bipartite transcription factor
Biological process (GO): protein localization to cilium
Cellular component (GO): cilium
Source: RefSeq, a predicted model, not a curated record